Molecule: messenger RNA, 11382 nt
Organism: Sarcophilus harrisii (Tasmanian devil)
Lineage: Eukaryota; Metazoa; Chordata; Mammalia; Dasyuromorphia; Dasyuridae
Gene: ZZEF1
Product: zinc finger ZZ-type and EF-hand domain containing 1
Biological process (GO): protein ubiquitination; regulation of synaptic plasticity
Cellular component (GO): postsynapse
Molecular function (GO): ubiquitin-like protein ligase activity; zinc ion binding
Source: RefSeq, a predicted model, not a curated record
AUGGGGAACGUCCCGAGCGGCGGCAGCGACGACGAAGAGCUCGAGGGCCCGGCCGGGGGCUGCCCCGGGCCGGGGGCCGCGCCGGGGGCGCCGGGGCCGGGCCCGGGGGCGCCGGGGCCCGAGACCCCGGGCCUGGCCUGCGGCGCUCCGGGCCCCGCCGGCGCCUCUGCGGGAGGCCUGCCGGGACCCGCGGCGCUGCUGGAGCCGGGAGCGCUGCGACAGGCGGCGCGCCUGAGCCCCGGCGCCCCCGGCCCGGCCCCUGGCGCCCCGGCCCCGACGGCUCGCCGCCCGGCGCCGCUGCGCUGGCUGGAGGAGCGCGCCCGCGGGGACGCCGUGGUGAGCGGGGAGCAGCUGCGCGAGGCCCCGGAGGCGCGGGCCGGGGACGAGGUUUUCGCCCAGUUUGACGUGGAGGCGGACGGCCCGGUGGAUGUGGAGAACAUGCUGGAGGCCCUCAAGAGCUCCAGGGGCGCCAGCCUCCCUGGGGAGCUGAGCCACAUCACCAGGCAGCUCCAGGCCUGCUCCCUGGUUCCCGGUUUCAUCGACAUCUUUUCUGAAGGCACAGAGAGCCUGGGCGCCCACUCUGCCAUGAUCUUGCGCUUCCUGCACCGGAACCGUAUCGCAAGCAUGGCGCUUCCUUACCCGCUGCUGGAUUACUGCCACACCAUCUGUGCCAUGAGGUCGUCCGUGCUGAGAGAGUCUCUGGACCAGCUUGUACAGAAGGACAAGGAGGCCCCGGGAGAGCUGAACGGGAGCCCUGAGUCUGACCAGCUCAAGGCCGUCGCCAAGUGCUACACGUACAUUGAGACAUCCUCCAAUUCGGCCGACAUCAACAAGAUGACCAAUGGAGAAACGUCGUCCUUCUGGCAGUCCGACGGCAGUGCCCGCUCGCACUGGAUCCGCUUGAAGAUGAAGCCGGACGUGGUCCUCAGACACCUGUCGAUCGCCGUGGCGGCGAGCGACCAGAGCUACAUGCCGCAGCAGGUCACGGUGGCUGUGGGCAGGAGCGCCAGCAGCCUCCAGGAGGUCCGCGACGUCCACAUCCCCAGCAACGUCACUGGCUACGUGACGCUGCUGGAGAACGCCAACAUCAGCCAGCUGUACGUUCAGAUCAACGUGAAGCGCUGCCUCAGCGAUGGCUGCGACACCCGGAUCCACGGGCUCCGGGCGGUGGGCUUCCAGCGCGUGCGCCGCGCGGGGGUCUCGGUCUCCGACGCCUCCGCCAUCUGGUACUGGUCCCUCCUGACGUCUCUGGUGACGGCCUCCAUGGAGACGAGCCCGGUGUUCGUCCAGACCAUUCUGCAGAACACCCAGAAAGCGCUGCAGCACAUGCCUCCGCUCUCGCUCUCCCCGGCCUCCACGGACGGGGCCAGCUUCCUGUCUCCCAGCGUCCUGGGCGAGGUGGAUGGCUUCCUGGUGAGGAUAACCAGUUGCUUGGCUAACCCGGAAGUAGAGCUGACCUUGCUGGCCUUUGCCCUGGCCCGAGGGAGCGUGGCCAAAGUGCUCAGCUCUCUGUGCGCCAUCACCGACCACUUGGACGCCCCCUACCAGGCCUCGGCCCUGAUCGCUUCGAUGGCCGCCGUGCGACAGAACUUGCUCUACAAAUAUGGCAGGAUUCUGCAGCCAACGCUCCAGGCGUGCGACGUCAAGGGGAAGGGCGAGAAGUCGGGGCCAGAAAACCUCCUGGCCGAGCCCUGGAGUGGAGACGGCUUUCUCACGGAGACGGGCAAGACCAGGGCGAGCAUCAUUUUCUCCACGGGCACAGAGGCGGCCUUCCAGGUCACACAGCUGAGGAUCAAGGUGCGGCGGGGCGGCAUCGGGGCCCAGUGCGGGCUGGUCUUUGCCUACAACACCCCCUCGGAGAGGUUCCAGGCCGAGGAGCACUUUCAGAGAUUUGAGAAGUAUGACACGUGGAGACUCCCUGAGUACCGGCAGUUCUUAAAGAGCAGGGUGGGCAGCGCCUGGGCGGACCUUGGGGAGGACGAGCCCGCCGGCUGGUUCGAGGCCGAGGAGGACUGGGAUGAGGUGGAAGUGAAGAUGCAGCCGUGCCGGGUGGCCAAGUAUCUGAUGGUCAAGUUCCUGUGUACCCGGCGCGACACAGCUGAGCGCCUGGGUGUGCAAGGCCUGAGCGUGUACGGCUACCUGCGCCCCGCCGACGCCGAUCUGGGCCCCGGCACCCGCUGUGCCACCUGCGACCCCGAGGCCGACCGCAUCUGCGGCAUGACCCUGCUCCUGAAGACGCUCUCCUUCGUCCAGCAGCUGGCCCAGGACCUGGCGCGCCAGAGAGAAAGCGGGUUCAAGCACAAGCCCCUGCUGGACACGGCCGGCCUCAGCCUGCAGCUCUUCUGGGGUUUCUACAGCAAACUGGAGGCCCGGCCAAGGGAAGAGUGCAUCCUGGCUCGCACCAUGUUGCUGCAGCUUCUGCAGAGCUGUUUGUCGGAGCUCACGGCAGGGCCCCAGGCCACGGCGGGGUCCCCCCCGCCACCGAGCAGCUGCGUGCCGGCUGUGCCCGAGGACCUGUACGCGCACCUGUGCCAAGUGGUGGACGAGGCAGGGGACGACCCUGUGCCAUUGAAAAGACUGCAGGCCGAGGUGAGGAACACGCUUCUCCAGGGAGCCGCUGUUUUCUUUCCUGAUGGCCGCGCCCGGCGCCGCCACCUGUUUGCCAUGAUGAAGAACAUCACGGAGCCGGAGCAGAAGCCGUCCGCGCAUCUCACCUUCAGGUCCUUGUGCACGUAUUUCAGUGGCCGCGACCCCGGAGGCCUGCUGCUGCUCCCAGAGAAGGGGGGCCCGGCCGAGCUGGAUGUGCAGGAAGUGCUGGCUGUCAUGGACACGCUGCAGGCGGCCGCCGCCAAGGAGUGCGACAUGCUGAUGCAGGAUGCGUCCCCGGGCGAGAGCGGCCCGGCCUUGUUCUCCCUCUUCUGGUCGGUGCAGGGGAGCCUGCUGUCCUGGUGCUACCUGCAGCUCAAGGGCAGCGAGCCGCGGGCUAAGCAGCUGGCCGCAGAGACGCUGGACAGAUACGCGGGACAAGUCCUGGCCAGCGUGAGGACAGUCUUGCGGUCCCUCCUGUCCCAGUUUAGUGGGAAAAAAGUAGUGGAAAAGUUGUGUAACUCUGUGUUUGCCAUGGCCACCCGGCAGCUGGUCAUCUUCCUGCUGGAUUUCUGCCCCCUGGACAUCCCACACUUGGCCCUCUUGAAGGCGUUUAGCACCCUGACCGACCUUCUGAAGGACCUCUGCAGCGACCCCAACGGCAGCCCCGAGCAGAUGGACGUGGACACGUGGCAGCAGGAGCAGCCCGUGGUGCUGAACACCUGGGCCAUGGAGUCCGCCCACAACUACGAGAACAACCGCCACGAGGCGACCGUCUUCCUCAGCCCCGGCGCCACCUCCUUCGAGGUGGAGUUUGAUGACAAGUGCGAGACGGAGACAAGGUACGACUACCUGGAGUUCACCGACGCCCGGGGCCUGAAGACGCGCUAUGACACCAAGGUCGGCACGGACAAGUGGCCCAAGAAAGUCACCUUUAAGGCGGGCCCCCAGCUGCACUUCCUCUUCCACUCGGACAGCAGCAACAACGAGUGGGGCUACAAGUUCACGGUCACGGCCUACGGCCUGCCGGACGUGGCCAUUUCCUGGGGCCUGGACUUGCAGCUCCUAGUUUCCAGGCUGAUGGGGCGCCUGGCUUCCCAGUGCCUGGCCUUGCGAGCCGACCAGUUAGGGAGUGACAUGGGACUGCCUGUGGCCAAGGUGACCCCCGUCCUCCACUCCCCCUUGUGGAAACCGGUCUUUAGGCACCAGCUGUGCCAGGAGGGGCUUCUGGGAGCCUGUGGGCCCACUCCUGCGCCCCAGGAUGGCAGAGAGAGCCGGAGCGCUCAGGCCGACCCGGGCUGGGACCUCCUCGUCGACUUCGCCAAGUCAGACCCCGCUCAGGGCUUCUGCGGGCGGAGGCCCGAGCUUUUCCAAGGACUCGCACAGGCAUGUAAAAAACAAGCCCCGCAGACAGAUAGCGUUGCCGGUUCCGCGGUGGAUCGAGCCGUGAACGCCGCGUUUGCCGCGCUGGUGUAUCUCACGCCGCAGCUGUAUGAGAAGCUGCAGAGCUAUGUUACUGGUGGGGGCCAGGGGGUGCUGAGUGAGGACUUUGCCCAGGUGUACUCCCUGGCCGACGGGAUCAGGAUAUGGAUGUUAGAAAUGAAGCAGAAGGCGCUGCUGGAGCAGGGGGACGAGGGGUCAGGGGAGCCAGAUGCCGAUGUGCACGAGGUGAACCCGGAGAGCCUGGCCAGAGAGUGCGCGCAGAAAGCUCUCCUGCUGCUGCAGUUCCCGCCCAUGCGAGCGAGCCGGCAGAGAGGCGGCUCCGUGGGGGAAGAGCACGUGCCGGCCUCGGGACCCGAGAGCCCCCGGCAGCAGGUGGAGGCCGCCCUGGGCCCUUCCAGCAGGCCCUUAGAAAGGAGCACCUCCCAGCAGGACGAGGGGCUCUCCCCCCCGUCCACGCCCACCCGCCGGCCGACCUUCGGCCGGGGCCGCCUCAGGCUCCUGUCUUUCAGGUCCGUGGAGGAGACCCGGCCCAUGCCCACCGUGACCGAGAAGUACCCUCUCCUCAAGGACGUGAUGGACUUCCUUAAGGAUCAGGCGCUCUCCCACGAGAGCGUCCUGAAGGUCCUGUCGCUGAAGAGAGCCCAGGCCAAGAGCGUCCUGGACGCCCUGAGUACAGCCCGGACCUGCAUGGAACAGCUGGGGAGACCACACUGUUUCCACCCUGCCUGCCUCCUCUUCCUGCUGGAGCUGCUCACCUGCCAGAAGGACUUUGCUGACUACUUUGGGCACCUGGAAGGCUGUGGGGCUGCGCUGCACGCAGAGAUCCGCCACGCCUACCACCAGCUCGUCCGCUUCUUGGUGGACGCCGUGAAGGGCUUCGGCAAUCUGAAGGACAGGUCCCUGCUCCCCGCCCUGUCCUGCGUCCAAGCGUCCCUGCUCCAUCUCCUGGAUAUGGGCUGGGAGCCCAGCGACCUCCCCUUCCUGGCCGAGAUGCGGCUGCCAGAGCUGCUCAUGACCAUGGCACAGGAAAACAUCAGUCUCCACCACAGGGCCAUUUGCCAGUGGAGCGAGGAUGAGGAGAUGGCCGAGUACCGCCAGACCUCGGAGUGGAUGGAAGAGUGCCGGGACGGGAUGUUCGAGGCCUGGUACGAGAAGAUCGGCCAGGCCGACGCCGAGAAACAGAGGAAGAUGCACAUGUUCAUUGCCCGCUAUUGCGACCUGCUGAACGUGGACAUCUCCUGCGACGGCUGCGACGAGAUCGCCCCCUGGCACCGCUACCGCUGCCUCCAGUGCCACGACAUGGACCUCUGCAAGACCUGUUUCUUGGGCGGAGUGAAGCCCGAGGGCCACGAAGACGACCACGAGAUGGUGAACAUGGAGUACGCCUGUGACCACUGCCAGGGCGUGAUCGUGGGCCGCAGGAUGAAUUGCGACGUGUGCGACGACUUUGACCUCUGCUACGGCUGCUACGCGGCCAAGAAGUAUUCCGACAGCCACCUGCCCAGCCACGGCGUCACUGUCUACCCCAUGGUAACCAUCCGCACCAGCGACUGCCAGCGGCUCGUCCAGCCCUACGUCCACAACUACUCCUGGCUGCUCUUUGCCGCCCUGACAUUGUACGCUGCCGACCUGGCCGGAGGGGCUGAGGCAGAAGGGGAAAGGCCGGACCCUGGGGCCCUCCAGGCCGCGGCCACCCUGCAGGCGCAGUGCCUGCGGCUCCUUGGAGAAUGCCUGCUGAAGGCGCAGCGGAACGCGGAUGCGGACCCGUCCUCAGAAAACGAGCUGGUCUCCAUCGGCUCUUCUCAGGAUGGUGCCGGGGAGGAGAAGGCUGCCGAGACGACGGGCACCCCCACAGCGGUGCCCAGCUGGGGCCAAGGGGACGCCAGGGACGAGACCCUCCCGUCAGAGGGCGCGCCGGCCGCUCUGGGAAGCCAAAGUUCGUCUCCAGAGAAGGCGCCGUCCGGGGAAGCCCCCGAGGAAGCCCAUGGGCCGGCGCUCCCAGGCGCUUCCCCUGUGUGGGCCAUGCGGGAACCCAUCGUGCCCCCGAGCCCCGAGCAGGUGUUUGCCGAGUGCUCCCAGAAGAGAAUCUUGGGAUUGCUGGCCGCCAUGUUGCCGCCCAUACAAUCUGGUUCCACGGUCUCCUGGGCGAACCUGAAGGACAUCCUGCCCCUGAUGUUCCAAGUGGUGAUCUCCAACGCGGGGCACCUGAACGAGACCUACCACCUGACCCUGGGCCUGCUGGGCCAGCUCAUCGUCCGGCUCUUGCCGGCCGAGGUGGAUGCUGCUGUGACCGGGGUCCUCUCGGCCAAACAUGGCCUGUUCUCGGCAGGGGAAGGGGCAGCUGCGCCCGAGGGCUGGGACACGGUUCAUCUGCUCUUCAGCCUGGGAGCCGUGUGCCUGGACAGCCGCGUGGGCCUGGACUGGGCCUGCUCCAUGGCGGACAUCCUGCACACGCUGCAUGGCUGCCCGCACUGGCACGGCGCGGUGGCGGCCUUCACGGAGCACUGCCUGAAGCAGCUGCCCUUCCAGCUGAAGCACACCAACAUCUUCACCCUGCUCGUGCUGGUGGGCUUCCCCCAGGUGCUGUGUGUGGGCGCACGCUCCGUGUACCUGGACAACGCCAACGAGCCUCACGACGUCAUCGUCCUCAAGCACUUCACGGAGAAGAGCCGGGCCGUCGUCGUGGACAUCAAGACCCGCAAACGCAAAACAGUCAAAGACUGCCAGCUGGUGCGGCCGUGUGGCCAGGGGGGCACGGCCUCGCCCACGCCGCUGAGCGCCCACCUGCGGCACUUCACCUUCAUCAGCAGCCACCUGCUGCAGAGCAGCCUGGAGCCCGGCUGCCCGGAGGCCGUGGAGGCCACGUGGGUGCUGUCCUUGGCCCUCAAGGGCCUGUAUGGGACCCUGAAGGCUCAGGGCUUUGAGGAAAUCCAGGCAGCCUUCCUGGAGUCGGGGCUGCUGAAGCUGCUGGUGAAGAAGUGUAGCCGCGGCACCGGCUUCAGUAAGACGUGGCUCCUGCGGGACCUGGAGAUCCUGUCCGUGCUGCUCUACUCGUCCAAGAGGGAGCCCGCGCCGGGGCCGCCACAGCCAGGCAGCCCUCCCGGGGACAUGGCGCAGGGCAAGCCGGACCCGCUCGAGGGCCUGGACGAGGCCACCAAGGUCUGUUUCCUGAUGACCCACGAUGCUCUCAAUGCCCCCUUGCCCAUCCUCCGGGCCAUGUACGAGUUACAGAUGAAGAGGACGGAUUCCUUCUUCCUGGAGGUCCAGAGGAGGUUUGAUGGAGACGUGAUCACAACCGACGAGAAGAUCCGGAGCCUGGCCCAAAAGUGGCAGCCGCGGAAGCGCCUGAGGCUGGAGGAACUGACCUCGAGAGCCGUGGACACAGACAUGAUUGUCCUGCCCUGCUGGGCAAAGCCCGUGGCCUGCGACCGUGCGGCCGAAGAGUCUGACCCUGUGACCCAGAAGCUGAUCGCCAGCACCGAGAGCGACCUGCAGCUCAGCUACGCCAAGCAGCGGAGGGCCAAGAGCGCCGGACUCCUGCACAAGGAGCUGGGCUCCCGGGCCAAGAGCGCCGCGCGCGCCUACCUGCGCCGCGUCAACGAGGCCACGGCCGUCCUCUACGCCCGGCACGUGCUGGCCUCUCUGCUCGCCCAGUGGCCGGAGUCCAUGGCCAUCACGGCUGACGUCCUGGAGCUCAGCAGCCCGGCCCAGAUGGCCUACAUCUUGGACAUGCUCAUGCAGCUGGAGGAGAGGCAGCUGUGGGAGAAGAUCCUGCACAAAGUGCUCCAGAGCUGCAGCCAGGACAUGCUGGGCCCCAUGGCGCUCACGGCCUGCCACUUCAUGGAGGAGCCGGGGACGGCCGUGCAAGUGCGCGAAUCCAAGCACCCCUACAAAAACAACACCACCUUCGAGGACAAAGUUCACAUCCCCGGCGCCAUCUACCUCUCUGUAAAGUUUGACCCCCAGUGCAGCACCGAGGAGGGCUGCGACGAGCUCGCCAUGUCCAGCAGCAGCGACUUCCAGCAAGACCGCCACAGUUUCAGUGGCUCUUCCCAGAAGUGGAUCGACUUUGAGCUUCCAGGAGACACGCUGUACUACCGCUUUACUUCUGACAUGAGCAACACAGAGUGGGGCUACAAGUUCACCGUGACGGCCGGACAUCUGGGGAGAUUCCAGACAGGCUUUGAGAUUCUGAAGAAGAUGUUGUCUGAGGAGAGGGUUGUUCCACACCUGCCCCUGGCCAAGAUCUGGGCGUGGCAGGUGGGCGUGGCCUGCCGCCAGACCGGGCACCAGCGGCUCAAAGCCAUCCACUUGCUCCUGAAGAUGGUGCAGUGCCGCGGGCACAGCGACCUCUGUGACCUUGCCCUACUCCGGCCCCUCUGGCAGCUCUUUGCCCAAAUGGAGAAGGGUCUGUGCCAGGACGUGAGUCAGCCCGGCCUCCUGCUGCCCCUCCACCGAGCCCUCACGGAGCUCUUCCUUGUUACUGAGAACAGAGUCCAGGAGCUAGGCUCCCCACAGGACUACCUGCUCGCCUUAACGACGGAUGACUACCUGCUCUGCUGCACGGCCCAGGUAAGCUCUCUGAGGUGGGGGGAGGGGCUUAGGAAGGGGGUGGUCCCCAGGUGACCAGCUCCCGGGUUGUGUCCUCAGAGAGAAAAAAAGCCAAACACGGCAGCCGGUUGACCAAGACAUGGUGAGAAGGGCUCAUCCAUGCCCCAGAGGAGCUAACAGGAGAUGGGGGCCAGAGGAGAGUCCCGAGGGACUCUCUACACAUCAGGGCCCCAAAUCUCCAGGCCCUGGAUCCAGGCAUCCUUGAGGCAGGCCCUUGGUCCCCUGGGCAGGAUGGCCCGGGAGGGACAGGGCCAGCCCAUGACAGGGAAAAUGGGAGAGGACCGCGACCCAGUUACGGAGCAGACCAGCAAGGGAUGACCAGGGAACCGCUGGAAACACAGGGGGGACUUUUAAGGGUGGGCCAGGCCGGGCAGGCUCCUUUUGGGGACCAUUUGGUCGAUCCAGGGCCUUCAGGAAAGUUGGCUGAAACCGGAGGGACUUGUGGGUGCCCGGAGAGGCGUGCGCACAGUUGGCCUAGGGGAUCUGGACCUGCGUGGUGUCUCAGCAACCAGGCAGUGAACCGUGUGCCCGGGCCCUGGGGGGCUUAGAAAGGAGAGUGGAUCUGUCCGGAGAGGAGCAAGUGCCCGCCAGACCUGAGCAGUGGGAGGGAUGGGCACCGAACGGCUCGGUUUUGUGCCACCCAGUAGCCCGGCUCGGAGAGAGAGGUUUUGCAGAAUUCCCCAUUUCUUUAUAAAACCUUCACACCUGUAGUCUGAGAGGAGCUAGCCCAGAGGUAGCAGCCUGACAGCCCAGGUUACCUCGUACAUGGAGGGUCUGAGGGGAGCAGAGUCGGAGAAGAAGAGCUAGUUUCUCAGGCAGCCCACGUGUGGAGACGCCCGUCCGCCGCGGGCAUCCAGGGAGGAAGUGCCCCCACUCUGCCCGAGCCUCCGGGGUCGGCUCAGGCCGCGAGAGGUGCCGGGGUGUCAGUGAGUGGCGAGGGGCCCCGAAGGGCCCCCGGGGGAGAACGGUAACGGGUGCUGAUCUGAGUUCUUCAGAAAGCACUGUGGCUGGCUGUGCGGGAGGUGUAAGGGAGAGGCCAGGGAGCCUUUUGUUUGUUUGAAAAAUGAGACCUUUAUCAGGGAAAGUUGCUGUAAAAAACCAUUCUCCCAGUUUUCUGUUUUCCUUCUGAUCUUGGCCAUGCGGGUGCUGUUUGUACAAACCCUUUUUAAUCUCCCAUAAUCAGUCACCUUUGUACUUCCCAUGAUCCUCUUUAUCUCUCCUUCGGUCCCACAUUCUUUCCUUAUCCAGAGAUCUGACAGGUAAACUAUCCCUUGCUCUCGUAAUUUGCUUUUGCUCUCACCUUUUACGUCCAAAUCGCGUUCCCAAUUUGGCCUUUGGUACAUGGUCUAAAAUGCUGGUCUGUACCUUCGUUGCUGCCAGACCAAUUUCCAGUUUUCCCAGAAAUUUUUAUUAAAUUGUGAUUUCUUGUUCCCAAAGCUUGGAUCUUUGGGUUUAUCAAACACCAAAUUGUUAUGCUCCUGUACUCUGUGCAUUGCAUACUUGAUAUUCCACUGAUCCGCCCGCUCUAUUCCUUAGGACCAGAUUGUUUUGAUAAUUCCUUCUUUGAUAUAAUUUGAAGUCUAGCCCAGCUGGAUCACCUUCCUUUACAUUUCUUUUUCAUGAAUUCCCUCGAUAUUCUUGACCUUUUGUUCCAGAUGAAUAUUGUUAUUUUUUCCUAACUCUCUGAAAGAAUGUUUCGGUAGAUUGGUGUGGCACUGACAAAAUGAAUUCAGGUAGAAUUGUCAUUUUUGUCAUAUUAGCUUGACCUCCUCAUUAGCAAUUAAGAGUCUUCUCCUUUAGCUCUGACUUCUUUUGUGCAGGAAGCGUUUUGUAAUUGUGCUCAUGUAGUUCCCGGGUUUGUCUCGGCAGGGAGAUGCCCACCUAUUUAGAGAAUUCUUUUAAAGGGAAGCUCUCCUCCUAUGUCUUGCUGCUGAACCAUUGGACAUAUACAGAAGUGCUGAUGUUUUCUGUGGAUUAUCUAAUAGUCUCCAAGUAUAGCCUCCUUCCAUCUGCAAAGUGAUAGUUUUGUUUCCUCGUUGCCUCUUCUAGUUCCUUCUGUUUCUUUUUUCUUUCAUUGCUGUAGCUAGCAUUUCAAAUAUAACAUUCAACAUUCGUGGUGAUCAUGGGUGGCCUUACUUCACCUCUGAUCGUGUUGGGAAAGCUUGUAACUUAGCCCUCUUACUGAUAAUGAUUACUGGUGGUUUUAAACAGCUGUUUCUUCUCCUUUUAAGGAAAGUUUCGUUUAUUCCUGUACUUUCUAGUGCUAGAUUUCAUCAAAAAUUUUUUCUGCCUCUAUUGAGAUAAUUAUAUGUUAUUUAUAUAUCUAUCAUUAUAAUAAAUCGUUGUUAUUGCUAAUCGAUGUGGUCGAUUAUGCUGAUAGUUGUCCUAGUAUUGAAAAACCUCAUCUUCCUGGUAUAAAUCCUAUAUUGUCUUUGUGAUAUUUUGCUGUGAUCUCCUUGCUGGUAUUUUAUUUAAAAUAUUUGCAGCAGCAUUCGUUAGGGAAAUUCAUCCGUAGUUUUUUCUUUCUGUUUUUGCUCUUCCUGGUUUAGGUAUCGGCAUCAGAUUCAGGUCAUAAAAAUUCUGCGCCUUUGCCUGUUUUUCCAAACAGUUUAUAUAACAUCGCCAUUAAUUGUCCUUUAAACGUUUGGUAGAAUUGCAAGAUCCACCUGAUCGUGGAGAUUUUUUUCUUAGGAAGAGCACUGAUGGCUUACCUGAUUUUUUUUUUUUUGCUAAGAGAGGGUU